AUGAGGCAACGGAUAGUUCUGAAAAUGGAUAUGAGUGUGAAUGAGAAAUCGAUGAAGAAAGCUAUGAAAAUCGCAUCUGGAGCACCAGGUGUGAGAUCGGUCUCGAUUCAGGGACAGAACGAUCAGUUGGUUGUCUUGGGAGAAGGGAUUGACACGGCGGAGCUCACACGAGAGCUCCGAAAGAAAGUUUGUCACACAACGAUCGUCGCCGUUCAGGCAGCGCCGCCGCCUCCGCCACAGCAGCACCAGCAAACGCAGCAGCAUUUUAUGGGACAUUACAACGAGAUGGCUCCGGCAAGAAGAUGCAUCUGCGAUAUCCCAAAUUCGGGUUUCUGCGGAUUCUGUAGAUCUAUGAGUCACAAUGAUUACCAGAUGAUAGAUCCGCCGUAUCAUCCUCCGGUGAUCUAUGGUGGUUACCGUAAUGAUCCUGAUGGUUGCAUAAUCAUGUGA
This is a messenger RNA of Microthlaspi erraticum, 450 nucleotides long. Lineage: Eukaryota; Viridiplantae; Streptophyta; Magnoliopsida; Brassicales; Brassicaceae. The record is from the annotation of a GenBank genome assembly.